Messenger RNA from Penicillium psychrosexuale, 1623 nucleotides. Its product is annotated as Tetratricopeptide TPR2. NCBI's taxonomy places the organism in Eukaryota, Fungi, Ascomycota, Eurotiomycetes, Eurotiales, Aspergillaceae. Gene Ontology annotation, molecular function: protein binding. The record is from RefSeq and is a predicted model, not a curated record. The transcript is spliced from 5 exons. The coding region runs from base 1 to 1623 and encodes 540 amino acids.
AUGUUUCAAGUACGGUCGUCAGGCGGCAGCCUCGGGCGGACGAAGAAUAUAUUACAUUUCAUACAAGGAUUUAUUAUCUUCCUCGCAUGGGCCUUGACCAUCGCUAUCUGGACCAAAGGAGAUGGCAUAGAUGGGCGCACAGGCUGGUACUGGGGUCUGUGCUGGUUGAGUAUUCCCGGUCUGGUCUAUCUAGUAGCAGUGCCCAUGUGGCCACGAGCUCGACGCUUCGGUAACGUCUAUGCCUUCGCCUGUGUCGACAUCCUCUAUUCGAUUCUCUGGCUCAGUGCGUGGAUCUGUCUCGCUUCCUAUGUCGCCCAAGGAAAGUCCAAGGGCUCGACCACCGACGACGACAAGAAGACUACUACUAAGAGAGCCGAUGAUACGACUACCACCACCACCACCAACACUACCAAGACGGGAUGCGAUAAUUGGGCAUACGGCAGCGCUGACAAGUGCAAGCUGAGCGAGGCAACUACAAUUAUCGGUGUUUUCAUCUUCGUCCUCUUCGCCAUCACCUCCUGGAUGUCCUUCCGCAAUGUCACGCACUUCCGCCGCACCGGCACCCUCCCCGACGCCGUCUCUGAUCCCACCUUUGCCGCACAGAGCAAAGCCGCCUUCUCAUCGAACCCAGCCCAGGACUUCGAGGAGGAUGAGGACGACAUCCGCUCCGGCCGAGGCGGCAACAUGGGCAUAUCGACCCUCGGCGACCAGGACGAGGACUAUGCCCUCCUGCAUCAGAGCGAGGUGGAUGACCUAGGCAACGCACACGGCCGGACCGCGAUGCAAGGCUCCUACGAUCCCACCGCUACCGCCCCCGGAGGCGUCCUCCAUGAUUAUAACAGUACUGGUUACGGUGGUGCGCAUGGCCAGCACUAUGUGGAGCCAUCUAGUCAGUACGAGCCGUCUACUCAUUACAAUCCGUCGGAAUACACCCCGUCUGAGUACACCGCUCACACUGGGUUUGGUGGCUCAUCUAAGCAACACCGACCUUACAACCCCAAAGCCGAGACCUACGGUCUCUCCCACUCCAAAAAUGGCCACACUUUCACUCCCACAAUCCUCCGCACAAACACCCUCCCAAACAGCUGCAAUCAACGCCGAACUGGAAGAACUCAACCAACUACACCGCGCCCUAAUCAGUCUCGACCCCCGAACAUCCCACCCCCACCCCUGCCUGUAAACCCCAAGCGCAGCGCGCAGAUCAGCAAACUCCGCGACAGCGCCAACGCCGCCCACCGCAAAUCCAACUACGACGAGGCAAUCAAGCUAUACUCGUACGCCAUCGACAUGGCGCUGAGUCGGCCGGGCUGGGAGCCUAUAGGCGUUGCGCGCGAGGAGUUGUCCGGCCUUUAUGCGAACCGCGCACAGGCCCAUAUGGCAAUGCAGGCCUGGCCUGACGCGUUGGUUGAUGCCAAGGCUAGUGUUGACUCGAAGCCUAUUGGGAAUGUUAAGGCUUGGUGGCGGAUUGCUAAGUGUCUUGCGGAAAUGAGUCGCUAUGAGGAGGCGCGCAGGUUCUUGCAUAAGUCGCUUGAUAUUGAAGGGAAGGAUUCGGAGGGUGGGAAGGAGUUGUUUUCCUUGCUCGGGGAGGUUGAUAGGGCUUUGUUGCGGGGGUUGUCCGCUUAG